AACCGGGCUUCCCAUGUUAACUCAGAAAUCGUUAUCCAACCUCCCUCCGAGGACGGUGAGGCUUCAGCUUCACUGUUUCGCAUCAUAGUUUAGCGUUUCAGGGCGGAAUAGAAGAACUGAAAUGCUAUCUUCAUUUACUUAUGCCGUUUACUCGUAAAUUAUUUGAACUGUGACUGAAUGAGCUCCCAUGCCUUUACUAGCAGAGAUUGCACAUGCACAUCCCUCUUUCCAAUACUCUCUGUGUUCAUUCGGGUCGCAGAAUAGUUCUCAUUAUAGAUUAGCAUCAUUUUCGGUUACCUUUGGUAAUGAACUGAGAGUUCCUUGUGGCUGGAAAUCCUUACACAAACUUAGAAAGUUAACCUUCAAUGUGGGAUGUAUUGAGCUUCGUAAAGGCAGGCUACUGAUAAAGGCUGUUGCUACUCUUGAACCAAAUGGGUUGGCUGCGAAUGACAAUAAAUGCUUGGGUCCCAAGGACUCAGAUCUGGGUCUAAAUUCUAUUCCACCUGGGCCUUUGCACGAAUCUUCUAAUGAAGAACUUAAAGAACCUGAUGAGAGAGAGAAGUUGAGAAGAAUGAGAAUUUCUAAAGCAAAUAAAGGAGGCAUACCGUGGAAUAAAGGCAGAAAGCACAGUCCUGAGACUUUGCAAAAAAUCAGGGAAAGAACAAGGCUUGCAAUGCAGAAUCCUAAGGUCAAAAUGAAGUUGGUUAAAUUUGGGCAUGCUCAGACUAAAGAAACAAGACUGAAGAUAGGUGCUGGAGUGAGAAAGAGAUGGGACGGGAUACAUAGAAAGAAGAUGAUGCAGGAAACUUGCUACUUUGAGUGGCAGAAUUUAAUUGCAGAAGCUUCAAGACAAGGCUAUGGUGGUGAGGAUAAGAUGCAAUGGAAUUCCUAUGAAACACUGAAUGAACAGCUGAAGCAGGAGUGGCUAGAGAUUGUCAAACAAAGGAAUGCAGUGCCAAAGGCACAAGGUAAUAGAAGUGCACCCAAGUCCCUUGAACAGAGAAGGAAAAUUGCUGAAGCCAUCUCUACAAAAUGGGCUGAUCCUGUAUACCGUAAUAGAGUGUGCUCUGCGAUGGCCAAGUAUCACGGUACUGAAGUUGGAGUUGAAAGGAAAUCAAGAAGACCUAGUGAUGGUACACAUUCCACAAGAAGGAACCCUAUAAAUAAAAGAUUUACCGAUACUACUAUUUCUUUGGAGGGUGAAACUAGAAAUCUUGAUAAGAUGAGGUUGAAAAGAAGUAAAUCUCCUGUGUACAAGGAUCCUCUGGUGAGUUGUAAGCUUGAGAUGAUAAAGAAUGUCAGAGCACAGAGAGCUGCUACAGAAACAAAACAGAUUGAAGCCAUUGAACGAGCAAGAUUAUUGAUUGCUGAAGCUGAAAAGGCUGCCAAAGCACUUGAGGUUGCUGCCACUAGGAGUUCCAUUGCUCAAGCUUCUCUCAUAGAAACCAGAAAACUUAUAGCUGAAGCUACUCAAUCACUUGAAUCCAUUGAUACACAACAGAUAACUGAGAGUAAUGGUUCAUCUAUGGUUUUGAGUCAGGUUGAUGAGGAAAAAGGUAUCGCAUUUGAAGUUCCAAACCGGCCAGAUAUGGGUCAAAUAAACGGACACAAAACAUUAUUAACGAAAGAUAAGUUCGAAGGUAUUCACAGAUUUUCCUUGCAGAAGUUACUUAAUGGUACCAAUGGCCUCUUCUCGCCUCUUCGUUUUGACAGCCACCUAGCAGAACAAGGUCAGAGUAUUGAAUCGCAAUCCGAUCCCCUAACCAUGGGGGAAAUUCAGCCCCCUAAAAAUGACACGCCAUCUAGAUUACCUACUGUGACUAAAAAGUGGGUUCGUGGAAGGCUUGUUGAAGUAGUGGAAGAAUCCCAGUAAAAUGGACACAGGAAGCUUCUCUCGGUUUUCAAACAUGAUAUGGCGUAGUAUCAUGCUGUUUACUCUAUGUUAUAGCGGUGAUAGCUAAUUCUAGCAUAUGCGUUCACUCCCGCACCCACUCUUCAUAUAUAGUUUUUGAACUGUUCUAUAAUAUUGAACCCGUGAACUGAAUUCCAAUUCAGAAUGGUAAAUACCUCAAAGCAUGUUAACUGUUAUAGUUUGGAA
Molecule: messenger RNA, 2098 nt
Organism: Prosopis cineraria
Lineage: Eukaryota; Viridiplantae; Streptophyta; Magnoliopsida; Fabales; Fabaceae
Exons: 7
Coding region: 188-1873 (561 amino acids)
Molecular function (GO): DNA binding
Source: RefSeq, a predicted model, not a curated record